Messenger RNA from Syngnathus typhle (broad-nosed pipefish), 2820 nucleotides. It is a transcript of the gene prkg2, whose product is annotated as protein kinase cGMP-dependent 2. The record is from RefSeq and is a predicted model, not a curated record. The transcript is spliced from 18 exons. NCBI's taxonomy places the organism in Eukaryota, Metazoa, Chordata, Actinopteri, Syngnathiformes, Syngnathidae. The coding region runs from base 164 to 2464 and encodes 766 amino acids. Gene Ontology annotation, molecular function: cGMP-dependent protein kinase activity; ATP binding. Gene Ontology annotation, biological process: protein phosphorylation.
GACCCAACACUAGAAGAGGAGACAGACGUGCGGUAGCGGAUGGAGCGCGCCGUCUCGUCGCGAGCGCCGGAUUCGGACUCGAACCUCGUCAUUCGUCAGCCAUACCGCGCUCUUCUUCUUGGGCUUCCUCCAAUCUCGACGCUCCUCUUCCCGCUCUCCAAGGAUGGGAAACGGCUCAGCUAAGGCCAAGCGCUCCAAGAAGCCCUCGCCGGACCCUCUGACGACGCGCGUCGACCAGCUGGAGCAGGAGCUGCGAGGGAAAGACCAGGAACUGGCCGCCAAAGAGCAGGUGGUCAGAAGUCUCCAAGAGAAAAUUGCCGCGCAGGAACAGGCCCUCAUGCACCUCAGCCAGGAGCUGCGGAAAAAGCAGCAGAAUGGGGUCCAAAACCAGAACGGAGACCGAAUGGCCGCCGGGGUCCCAGGAGUCGGUAUCAAGGAGACCCUCAAUAAGAGGAAGGGCGCCAAAGCGGGAGUGUCUGCAGAACCGACAUCCCGAACUUAUGACUGUAACCACCUGCCAAAGUUCUCCUUUGACAAAGCCCGAGUACCCAAAGAGUCCAGUGUGAAGAAGCAGUUGGUGGAGGCCCUGAACAGGAACCAGUAUCUGAAGCGUUUGGAGCCGCAGCAGCUCAGAGACAUUGUGGAAUGCAUGUUCCUGCGCAAGUACCAGCAGGGAGAUUUUGUGGUCCGGCAGGGAGAAGUUGGCAACCACCUCUUUGUCCUGGCAGAUGGUAAGUUGGACGUGUUUCAAGAGGACGUGCUGGUGUCGUCAAUGAUGGCGUGGACGGCGUUCGGGGAGCUGGCCAUCCUCUACAAUUGCAUGCGCACCGCCUCCGUGCGAGCUGUGAACAGAGUAUGCACGUGGGCUCUGGAGCGCGAGGCCUUCCAGAACAUCAUGCGGAGAACGUCCGAUACGCGCCACCACCAGUACGAACACUUCCUGCGCAGUGUGUCACUUUUGGCUGAUUUGCCCGACGACAAGAUCAGCAAGAUUGUGGACUGUCUGGAGGUGGAAUACUACAACAGGGGCGACUAUGUGAUCCGAGAGGGCGAAGAGGGCAGCACCUUCUACAUCAUCGCUCAAGGAAAGGUGAAGGUGACCCAGACUACAAAGGGCCACAAGAGUCCUCAGGUCAUAAACACGCUGCAAAAGGGCGACUACUUUGGAGAGAAGGCACUCAUCAGCAAUGACGUCAGGUCGGCUAACAUCGUUGCCGAUGACGACGGAUUGGAGUGCCUCCUCAUGGAUAGACAGACCUUUAACCAGACGGUAGGAACCUUCGACUCGCUCCAGAAACAUCUCCAGGGCUACGUGGCUACGCUAGACCGGAAGGACAUGAAGCGCCACGCCAGCAGGAAGUCGCUCUCACGGCACCCCAGUCAGACGCUGCCACCCGACAUGCUCCGCCUGAAGCAAAUGGCCGCUACCUUCCCGCCAUCCAGACCCCUCGACCACAUGGACGUCGUCGCCACACUCGGCGUCGGCGGAUUUGGCCGAGUAGAACUGGUGAAGGUGAAAGGCGAGGACGUGACGUUCGCGCUGAAGGUGAUCAAGAAGAAGCAUGUGGUGGACAACCGGCAGGAGGAGCACAUCCACUCGGAGCGCCGCAUCCUCGCCGAGGCCAGCUCGCCCUUUGUCGUCCGACUGUUCCGAACAUUCCGAGAUGACAAAUACGUCUACAUGCUGCUGGAGGCGUGUCUCGGAGGAGAAGUCUGGAGUCUUCUGAGAGACAGGGGCAGCUUCGACGAGCCCACCGCCAAGUUCUGCGUGGGCUGCGUGACCGAGGCCUUCGAGUACUUGCACCGCAAGGUGAUCCUCUACCGAGACCUCAAGCCGGAGAACCUCAUGCUGGACUCCGAGGGUUACGUCAAACUGGUGGACUUUGGCUUCGCCAAGAAGAUGCGUGGCGGUCAGAAAACAUGGACCUUCUGCGGGACCCCCGAGUACGUGGCCCCGGAGAUCAUCCUCAACAAGGGCCACAAUCUCAGUGUGGAUUUUUGGUCCCUGGGCAUCCUGGUGUUUGAGCUCCUGACUGGCAGCCCCCCAUUCACAGGAAGCGACCAGAUGGCCACCUACACCAGCAUCUUGAAGGGCGUCGACAAGAUGCACUUCCCCAAGAAGAUUGCUAAGAGGCCUCAGGACCUCAUACGCAAGCUCUGCAGGUUCCUCAAGGACCAACACGCACGGCACACACACAACCCAGUAAACCGCUUGUCCUUCUGGUUGAUCUUCCUCAGGGGGAACCCAGCUGAGCGGCUUGGAAACAUGAAAGGCGGCAUCGGCGACAUUAACAAGCACAGGUGGUUUAACGGGUUCGACUGGGCGAGACUAAAGGCUCAGACCCUGCCGUCGCCCCUCAAGAGACACGUGUCAGGUCCUCUGGACCACAGCCACUUUGACGUCUAUCCUCCCGAUGACAAAAUCCCUCCUGACGAGCUCUCGGGAUGGGACGCCGAUUUCUGAGCUCCGGCCAUCAUCGUCUUGACCGUUCCAAAAGUUCCACCUGGCCAUGAGAAAAACAAGAACAUCAUCAUUUGAGAUGUGGUGACUUUGUGGAAGUACAGCGUGCGCCUCACGUUAGUCAGCCUCUUUUGGUUCCCCCGACCGUCAGAAUGGAUUGUUUUGUAAAUGAAGACUGCUGGACACUUGGAUAAAAGUUUUCAUGGGAUUGCAUCAGGCAAAUGGAAUGGGGGAAAAAAGUCAUAAAAUACAAUGUGUGCUUUUGAAAAAUUCUUGAACAAAGAAAAUGGGUCUUCAUGAAAGAAAAAAAUAUAAAAUGAAAAAUAUUUACAGAAAUAAAGAUUUGAAAUCAAAACCGA